AUGCGCCUCUUCCCGUUACUCUUCCUAUUUUAUAUCAGUUUUGUUGAUGGAUCAUUAAUUUCAAGAAGUUCCAGAAUGAAACGGCAGAUAUCUGUUGGCUCAGAUGCUUCUACUGAUGGAAAUGGGGAUAGUGUGAUGACGGAUGCAUCAACUCAACAUUUCAAAAACCCAGAUGGUUCUCUUGGAAUGAACGUGACUGCUAACGGGAACUCAACGGGAACCGGUUCCACAAACAUUGAAACAUCAGCUGGGGGAAACGUUGGAGAUACAAGCGUUGACAACGUGGCAAAUGUUAUGUCGGUCGGCGAUAUUUCUAAAUCCUACUCGGACAUUUUCGCAGCUGUAGACGGCGAGAAAAUAACUUCGAAUGUGAUGCAACAGGGAAGAGUGGCGGGACAAGGAGCAACAUUGUCAAAUGUGAAUGGUGGAAGUUCUAUGCAAAAUCUCAAUGGAGAAAAUAAAAAUGGAUUCUCGUAUGGAAAUGCUGGCGGAACAGGAUCGAUCAAAACGGAAGCUGAAGUUCAAACUCAGCAGGUAAUGAGCUGGGACCAGUUGAUGGCUAGAAUUAUGGCAGUAGCAGCAUCUACUGGUUUGGGAAGCGCACAAUCAAAUCUGGACAUGGGAACUGGUUCUGGAAAUAAGAAUAUUACAAUCAGUGGAUUAGUCUCCGGAUUGAACUCUAAUCAAGGAACAGUGAACACUCUUGUGAAAGGAAACGGAAUAAUUAAUGGAACUGACCAGCAAAUUGUUGGAACUAUGUAUGGAAUGUCAUCAGGAAAAGGAAAUUCCACUUUGGUUGGGGCUAGCUCCAUUGUUAGUAACCAGUCUGACAGUCUUGGAGAAAUCCAAGCAUUCGGAAACUCCAAUGCGUUUUCCAGUGGUAACACUUCAGUGAAUCUGAUGUCCAACACUAAUAUUGAAGGAGAGGGUGGCCUUGGAGUAGUGCAUAUCAGCGGAAAAGGGCAAGGAAAGGAUAACAACAUUUUGGCAAGUAAUGGAUUGAAGUUUGUGAACUCUAACAAUGAUGCAGCAUUUAUGGGAACUGGAAACAUUAAAGGAAGUGGAACUGAUGAAAAUUCGAAAGCUUCUCAGACCGUAGAGACUGCAGUAGAUCCGAGUGGAAUUGUCAAAAUCAUUGCACAAAGUGAUGGUCAAUCAAUUUCCCAUGACGGCAAAAAUUCAUCGCUCUCUUUCAGUGACAACGGAUUAGUAGGAGGAUGGCGGAACUCUAGUUUUGGUGGAUACGCAAAUGGUGUUGGAGCUGCAAGUGGAAAAGAUUCAAAUGUAACAGGCCAAGGAUUCGUGGAAAUGGACGGGGAUUCUAUGAAUGGAAAUUCGUCUAUGCAGGCAUAUGGUACCGGAACUGGGCCCAUACUAGCAGAUACCAGAGCAGUACUCAAUGUUGAAAAGGACGGAGUUCAGAGAAAUGGAACAGUUAACGGAAUUGCUUCUGCCGAUGGAAACAACACUCAUGUUAACAGCUUAUCAAUGAUUAGUAAUAUUAAUGGUUUUGAAACUGUGAACAACUACCAAAAAGUUGCAUCAUCUGGAGCCGGAUCUUCAAGUGUUUCCGCAUCGAGUUGGACUAUUUUCAAGAGAAAGAAGCGUUUUUCUGUGUUGAAUGACAUUUUGAACAAAUGA
Messenger RNA from Caenorhabditis briggsae, 1641 nucleotides. The record is from RefSeq and is a predicted model, not a curated record. NCBI's taxonomy places the organism in Eukaryota, Metazoa, Nematoda, Chromadorea, Rhabditida, Rhabditidae. The transcript has 14 exons. The coding region runs from base 1 to 1641 and encodes 546 amino acids.